AUGACAAAACCCACCAGAACUGCCUCUGAUUCGUCACCUUUAAUGAAAAGUACCAAAUCUGGCAUUCUGUCUCGUGCAGCCUCUUCCUUCUCUCCAAGUGUGGUACCCAGCUUCAAUUCUACAACUACAUGGUGGAAAUACAACUAUUUGGCUAUCCUGUUCGUAGUGAUCCCAUAUUUGGUGUCUAUCUUUUUCUCUUGUACGUCUUCAACCAAUUGGGCCUCGACUAUCUCGGAUUUGCUCUUGGUACUCGAGGUGGCAUGGACUGUCAAGUUUCUCAUGACCUGGCCAACUAAUUGGACAGACCAGCUUAUUUUGUCGAAACGGAAAUUGAUUAACUAUGUGAAUUCGAUCGAUUUGGUAAUUGGGAAUUUUCCCAAUGGUCCAGAAACUGCGCUCAAUUAUGAGGUCGCUGCUAGUAAUCUCCAGGCUGCUCAGAACCUUCACCGAUACCUAAAAUAUGGUUUCUUGGCUGAAUUUGGCGGAGUUCUUGUUUCAGCUCUACUUUUCAAAUGGAUUUGUCUACAGUUGUCGGCUGUAGAUGGUGCCGUGGGCUUCUCGGAGGUCAAUAUCGCCAUGUUUGUUCUAUGGGGAACAUUCAAGUUGUCCAUCCAUCUAGCAUCUGUAGUUUAUGACGAGUCAUCUUUCGAUUCCGAUACGAUAGCUGAUGGCGGCUACGUGACAGAAAUGAAUUUGGACUUUGUGGCUAGAGUGAUUUGUGAGAGGAGUAAUGCUGCUAGGCAGCCACGAAUUCGGGUCAAAUCUAGUGAUGUUUCACAAGUUCCGAACAAAGAGCCCCCGCAUAUACCGGCUCCCCACAUCUUUGACAACUCUUCUAUAUCGAUCAUGCCUUUUCCACUCUCGUUAUCAAGAAAACUGAAGGUUUUUCCCAAAGCAUCCAAAGUGCGGACACUUGCGGCAAUUCAAGAAGUGAUCGAACAUGACGAGAUUAUUCAGUCACCAAAGUCUGCAAGAUGUUUAGCAGAAGUAUCUGGAAUUCAAAAAUACAUUCCCAAUCCACAAAAUCACAAAUCUCCUCCGAUUCAGGUAUCACAUCCAUAUUCUAUAACUCCUGGAAUCUCACCUGUCCAAUGCUGUUUAACAGACACAGAUGAAUCUUCAGAUGUUCCAAGAGCUCUUGGAUUUUUUAGGAUUUCGAUAGCAAAAAUUCACCAGUAUAUGAUUGAUCCUGAAAACCACAACAGCAUCAAGCUCUUUGAAUCGCUCUACCAGAAAACUCACCAAUCAAGAAUCAAAGUGUUCGAUUCAGUAUGGAACCUAUGGGAGUACAUCCAGAACUUCGACAUGCACAGUGGAUUCUUUGGCUUGUUAAACAUUGCGAUAUUACACCCGCUGAAAACUGUUAUCAAAAUUUUCUACGGGGUUCUUUUCUUGGUUCCUUUCAAUUUGGUGAAGUUGGUGGUAGCCAUAGUAUCCUUUGUUCCUCGUACUCUUGUCCGCAUCUUUAUUAUGGCUCCUAUUUAUUUGGUUGUGAAAUACGCUACAGAGAACGGAAACAGCAAAGGUCUGAUCAGCGGAAUCCGAGAUUAUCAUGUCCAAAACGGCAUUCCCAGGCAAGUUAAAGGCAACAUAUGGCCACGAUCGCAAUUUGAGAAGGUUGAUGUUCUCGAAUGGUGUCUCUAUCAUGGAAGUGAAGCUUACAGAGCAAGGUUGCUCGAAUUGGAAGAGGAAGAAAGGAAAAAGAAAGAAUCCGCUGGUAUGCUAGCACUUCCGCUUGAACUCAUCAUCCAUAUUCUCGAAAUACUUCAAUUCCACGGCAAUCUCAGGCCCAAAUUCCUCCGUGUGAGCAGGCUCUUUUACAUGGUCACCCUUCCCAUCAUCUACAGGUAUCCAAUAUUGAAGGGAAACAACUUCUUCCAAUUUGUCGACACCAUUUCGUCUGAUAAAAAGAUUGGUGAAUUCAUCCGCAUACUUGAUCUUUCUAAUGUCAACCAAUCUGGAAAGAAUGCUUUUGUUGCCAAAUUAUUGAAGAGAUCGAGGCCAUUUCUCGAAUCAUUUACUGCACCCCAAACAAGUUUUGGGCUUGGGCCCUUGAUGGCCCUCCGUGGUUGCCAACACUUAAAAGUGUUGGACCUUAGGCUCGUUUCUGAGACCUUGAAUCUUGAAGAGCUUUUUCAUUCCAUUCGUCUUUUGGAUAACCUCACCCAUCUCUCUUUUCCAAGAUCGUCCUUGGAGAUCAGCAAUUACAGUAGCAUCAAAUGGCCACCCAAACUCGAAUUUCUACGUGUUUCUGGAGGAAUUUCUGAUGAUUUUCUUAUGGAAUCUGAGUUUCCAGAAACCAUUUCGCAUAUGGAGUUUGCCCAUUGUCCCAAAGUUCGACAUGUUGGCUUCCAGCAUUUUCUUUUCAACGUUGGGUUCAAUUUGAAAUCGCUUCGAGUUCAGUUCCCCAUGCCUUGUCUUCAGUCCAACUCUCUCGAUAUUGUUUUCACCUACUGUCCGAACUUACUUGUUCUUGAGGUGUCGGUGGACUAUAUGCUGUCAGAGUUUUUCGAUGAAGAGUCACUCCCCAUGCUUCCUUAUCCUCGGCCACUCCGAACAUUGUACAUAGAUAGCAGCGGAAUGCUUGGGACCACUGAUAAGUUGGAUCCAUUAGACUUGGCUGUUGCACUUGGGGAUGAAAGGCUUCCUAACUUGAAGAAUGUACGGUGUACUGCGAAAUUGGGAUGGGAUCCUAAAAGUGACAGCGUGUCGUAUAUUGCAAGUGAGUUAGAUGAGAGGAGAGGAGGGCUUUACAUAGGUUACUAA
Sungouiella intermedia is the source of this 2766-nucleotide messenger RNA. NCBI's taxonomy places the organism in Eukaryota, Fungi, Ascomycota, Pichiomycetes, Serinales, Metschnikowiaceae. The record is from the annotation of a GenBank genome assembly.